UCCGUAAUCUCAUCCUCUCCUUCCAAUUCUACUCAUCCACCAAUUACUCUUACUCUAAGCCUCUCUUCUACUUAUUCAUAUAUACCAAAACCUCUGUCAUCGUCUUGUCUGUCUCUCUUGUCUUUCUUACACACCACUAUGGCAUCGGCAACUGUUUCUGUAGCCAAACCACUCGUUCAGGCGAAAGGAAAGGGUCUUGCUUUUGCUGAAUUCUCCGGCCUACACAACUCCGCCGGUAGCCUUCCGUUUGCCAGGAAAGGCUUCGAUGACUUCGUUUCACUCGUUGCUUUUCAGACAUCUGCUUUAGGAAGCAAUAAUGGCGGAUACAGGAAAGGGGUAGUGGAGGCGAAGCUAAAGGUUGCGAUAAACGGGUUCGGUAGAAUUGGAAGGAACUUCUUGAGGUGCUGGCAUGGUCGUAAGGACUCUCCGCUCGAUGUCAUUGCCAUCAAUGACACCGGUGGUGUUAAGCAGGCUUCUCACCUUCUCAAAUAUGACUCCACACUCGGCAUCUUCGAUGCCGAUGUCCAGCCUGUUGGCACCGAUGGCAUCUCUGUUGAUGGCAAAGUUAUCAAGGUUGUUUCCAACCGCAACCCUGUCAAUCUUCCAUGGGGGGACUUGGGAAUCGACCUGGUGAUCGAAGGAACCGGUGUGUUCGUCGAUAGAGACGGUGCAGGUAAGCACAUACAAGCAGGAGCCAAGAAAGUGCUGAUUACUGCCCCAGGUAAGGGUGACAUCCCCACCUAUGUUGUUGGAGUAAAUGCUGACGCCUACAACCCAGAUGAGCCCAUUAUCAGCAAUGCUUCUUGCACCACCAACUGUCUUGCUCCUUUCGUCAAGGUUCUGGACCAGAAGUUUGGUAUCAUCAAGGGAACCAUGACUACAACUCACUCGUACACUGGUGACCAGAGGCUGCUCGAUGCUAGCCACCGUGACCUCAGGCGUGCACGAGCUGCAGCUCUCAACAUUGUCCCCACUUCAACUGGUGCUGCAAAGGCUGUGGCCCUUGUACUCCCUACUCUCAAAGGCAAACUCAACGGUAUUGCAUUGCGUGUACCAACGCCAAAUGUGUCGGUGGUCGACCUCGUUGUCCAAGUUUCGAAGAAGACCUUUGCUGAGGAGGUGAAUGCUGCUUUCAAAGAGAGUGCAGAGAAAGAGCUAAACGGUAUUCUUUCGGUAUGUGAGGAACCCCUUGUUUCGGUCGACUUCAGGUGCUCUGAUGUGUCCUCCACCAUCGAUGCAUCACUCACCAUGGUCAUGGGAGACGACAUGGUUAAGGUGAUUGCUUGGUACGACAACGAGUGGGGCUACUCUCAAAGGGUUGUGGAUUUGGCUGACAUUGUUGCCAAUAACUGGAAGUGAUUUCUAUGCUAUCAUAUAUAUAUAUAUAUAUGUGCAUAAUAAUGGGAUUGAUGGUUGAUUUUUGCAGGCUCACCUCAUUUAUUCUUUAGGUUUCUACAAUUCCUCCUUUUGUCAAGGCUACUAUAUAAUCUGUAUGUAAUGUGGGACACAUACAUUCUCUAAUAUGUUUAUGCAAUAAAAUUCUUACUUUUUAUAUUCA
Messenger RNA from Hibiscus syriacus, 1558 nucleotides. Its product is annotated as glyceraldehyde-3-phosphate dehydrogenase A, chloroplastic-like. Gene Ontology annotation, cellular component: apoplast; chloroplast. NCBI's taxonomy places the organism in Eukaryota, Viridiplantae, Streptophyta, Magnoliopsida, Malvales, Malvaceae. Bases 139 to 1359 code for a protein of 406 amino acids. Gene Ontology annotation, molecular function: glyceraldehyde-3-phosphate dehydrogenase (NAD+) (phosphorylating) activity; NADP binding; NAD binding. Gene Ontology annotation, biological process: glucose metabolic process. The record is from RefSeq and is a predicted model, not a curated record. The transcript has 5 exons.